Messenger RNA from Drosophila nasuta, 2035 nucleotides. RefSeq names its product stAR-related lipid transfer protein 7, mitochondrial. NCBI's taxonomy places the organism in Eukaryota, Metazoa, Arthropoda, Insecta, Diptera, Drosophilidae. The coding region runs from base 526 to 1821 and encodes 431 amino acids. Gene Ontology annotation, molecular function: lipid binding. The record is from RefSeq and is a predicted model, not a curated record. The transcript has a single exon.
AUUGUCAUUAUCAAGAUCCGAAAAAAUUAUGUCGUCGUUGAGUAGCUUUCAUAAGUUCAUAUUAUUGUUUAAGCUGUGAUACAAAAAUAAUAAAAAAGCUAUGUACUGAGCUUGGAACGAAGGGCUUACGAAAUUGCGAGUUUACCAACACCGCCACGGGAACAAGAAUAGCAACAACAACAACACAAGUAAUUGCACGCUGCACGUUUUGAACAAAAAUGUGAGCGCCUUGAUAACAAAGCAACAACGAACUGAAUCCAUAACAUACACAUAGAACUAUUGUCAACAAUCUGAAAAAGAAGAAACAAAACUAAAUUAUAAAAGUUGAGAGGCGACGGCAUCAAAUGUGACAGGUGAUGUGUGUGUGUGUCUCUCUAAAUUUGUAGCGGAGGAACAGGCAAAAUAUUACUAACAGUUCAGCCGCUGCCGCCGUUGCCGCCGCUGCUGCCGCUGUUCGAUUGUUAUGCAAGCAGCGCUGCGGCCCCCCGCCCUCAACGACAGCAAUCAAAUUAGCCGGUUGUCACUAUGCUGCUAAACCGUUUGGUGCUCGCCAUCAAAAAUCAAUCGCGGGAAACAUUACGCGCCUGGAGUUAUCAAUGUGAAUCAAUAAUAGCGCAACGUUCCCGCCGCGUCCAGCAGCUGUUCAGCUUCUAUCAGUCCGUUUACGGUACACAAGGAUUGAAGCAACUUUGGCGCGCCUAUUAUCGCAACGAGCUCCAACCACCCAUUCGGGGCAUGAUGCUGAGUGCAGUGGGCCUAAUGGGAUUGAACAUGAAGCGAUUGAGCAACAGCGAUGGUUUCGACUGGAGCAAGGAACGUCUGUCGUUAGCCAACUUUGAUUUGUGCCAGCGUGACAUUGAUUUCAUCAACACACUCUCGGUCAAUCAGCUGUGCGAACGUUGCCAGUCUAAGAAGAUGAAAUACUGCUAUUGCCAGCUGGGCAAUCAGCGGUGUCGCAAAGGCGGCAUUGUUGUGCCACCACCCAGCAGCGAUCAAAAGCCAAUGAAGGAGGAGCAGGCGGCAAGCAUCAGCAAUUGCCACAAGGCCUUGGAGUUGGAUACGCGCAGUGCACCGGCUGGUCAGGUGCGUAUCCAGGCGCAGGAGGAUCGCAACUGGGAGCCGUAUUUCAGCAAAAACGAGUUCAGCAUUUGGCGUCGUGAAGAACGUUCCUCGUUGUACUCUUACAAGGUAUAUGCACGAUUCGAUGACAUUACCGCCGAUGACUUUCUGCAUGUGCAAACGGAUCUGGACUAUCGUCGACAAUGGGAUGAUACAGCCUUGAGGUUGGAGCUGAUCAGCGAAGAUCCUGUGCCGGGCAGCAAUUCGCAUCUGAUCUACUGGGAGAUGCAGUGGCCGCGUCUCUUUGCCAAUCGAGAUUACGUAUAUUGUCGACGCUAUCACAAGGACGAUAGUAAGAAGAUGAUAUUCAUUUGCAGUCGUGCCGCCAAGCAUAACACUUAUCCAAGCAUAUCGGGUAAGGUGCGGGUCACGGACUAUUGGAGCCUGAUGGUCAUCAAACCAUUCCGUGGCUUUCAUGAGCCGGGUCUGCACUUUGUGCUCACGUAUUACGAUGAUCCAGGCAUUCCCAUACCGCAGAACAUCAAAUCGUGGGUGACGCAAAAGCAAAUGCCCGAGUUCCUCACCAAAAUGUAUGUGGCCACCAAGAACUAUGCUUGCUCCCGCGCCAUUAAGAUGAAGGACAUGUACAAUAGCUUUACUCUGAUCAACGACGAAUACACGGCAAACGAUCAACGCGGCAGCUGGCUGGGAAGUCUCAGUCGUCACAGGCGCAAGCUUAACGAAAAUGAGAAGGAACGCUGAGAACUGCAGUAGUUCCUCCAUAUACAUAGUCUAGAUGCAAUGGAAUGAAGAGCGAAGCAAAACUACUACAGCAAUGGAGUUAUACCAAUGGAUAAUUCAACGCCCCUUCCCAAAUAUUCCCCUACCUUGGUCAUCUUAUGUUGUAAUUCAUUUUUAAGCAUACAAAAUAUAUAGAAUAACUAAUUAGGAAUCAUCAAAGUUUCUAGCACUUACA